Messenger RNA from Rangifer tarandus platyrhynchus (Svalbard reindeer), 591 nucleotides. NCBI's taxonomy places the organism in Eukaryota, Metazoa, Chordata, Mammalia, Artiodactyla, Cervidae. The record is from the annotation of a GenBank genome assembly.
AUGGACGACACCCUGUUCCAGCUGAAGUUCACGGCGAAGCAGCUGGAGAAGCUGGCCAAGAAGGCGGAGAAGGACUCCAAGUCAGAGCAGGCCAAGGUGAAGAAGGCCCUUCAGCAGAAGAAUGUAGAGUGUGCACGUGUGUAUGCUGAGAACGCCAUCCGCAAAAAGAAUGAAGGUGUGAACUGGCUCCGCAUGGCGUCCCGCGUGGAUGCCGUGGCCUCUAAGGUGCAGACAGCUGUGACCAUGAAGGGGGUGACCAAGAACAUGGCACAGGUGACCAAAGCCCUGGACCGGGCACUCAGCACCAUGGACCUGCAGAAAGUCUCUGCGGUGAUGGACAGAUUCGAGCAGCAGGUGCAGAACCUGGAUGUACACACGUCGGUGAUGGAAGACUCCAUGAGCUCGGCCACCACGCUGACCACGCCACAGGAGCAGGUGGACAGCCUCAUCCUGCAGAUCGCAGAGGAGAACGGCCUGGAGGUGCUGGACCAGCUCAGCCAGCUGCCCGAGGGUGCCUCUGCUGUGGGCGAGAGCUCCGUGCGCAGUCAGGAGGACCAGCUGUCCCGGAGGUUGGCCGCCCUGAGGAAUUAG